Molecule: messenger RNA, 2040 nt
Organism: Durusdinium trenchii
Lineage: Eukaryota; Dinophyceae; Suessiales; Symbiodiniaceae
Source: the annotation of a GenBank genome assembly
CAGUCACUUCCUUUGGCCUUUGUACAGAAUGUCAUUCCAAUGAGCACUUGAUGGGAGGGAAGGCACCAAUGCUGUGCCACGCUUUGCUUGUCCUUCUAUUACGACAUGGCUUUGCACUGACCGACGAGGAAAAGUCCGACUUGGUGCUGCAACAGUCCAUCGAAGCUGCUUCCAUCGUCAGAGUCGUUGGGGAUUUCAACAACAAUGCGACGUGCAAGUGGCCAGAUUGCGCUCCGGUCUGCGAGGCAUGCGACACGAAGGCCAUGGGCUCCUGCAUGGUGCCGGGAGUCAACGAGUGCCCGUGGAACGCCAAGUGUACCUUGGGCACUUGCUUUUGCAGCAAAGGCUACUGCGGGCAAGGGUCCAUGUGCAAGUUCCGGACCUGUGCCCUGGGUGGGCAGCCUGAGCCCUAUGUGGCCGGCAACCUGGUCCAUCAAUUUGCCAGCUUGGGAGGUGAGCUGCCUCCCUUCAAUGCCCAAGAGGACGAUUGGAUGGGCUAUGUGGAUGACUGCAAGAAGAUUCCUUUGAUCGUCCUGGCCUUUGGCGUCGUCUUAGCCAUCAUGACCUGUACCUGCAUUCUCUGCCAGCUAGAGUGCCUGGCGGAGCCUGGCCGACAUCCCUUCGGCCGAGCACCUUUGCCAGCCCAGGAGUUCAGUUGGAUCCCUACAUCGCCAGUGGUGCUUUUGGUGCUGUGUGCAGCAACAGUCGCCGUGAUUGCAUUUGGCGUUACCAGUCGUGGGAUUGUGGUCACCGAGAACAUGAACAUGAUGGAAUACCAAUUCCGCCGGGUAGAUGAACAGAUUGAUUCUGCGGUGGGCUUGGCGAUAGAACUUGAAGACAUGGAAGAAACAUUUGAGGCCAUCGUGAAUGAUUUGCCUCAAUCCUGCAGCUCCAUGGUGCCUGGUGCCAAAGAGGCCAUGGCCAUGGCGUCAGACAAGGCUCAAGAGAAGCUGCUGGAAAUGAAGCAGAAGGUCAUGGCCUUCUUGAAGGUGGCGAACACAGCCAAAUCGAUGAUGACUCGGCUUCUCCAAAGCUUUGAUCUUUUGAAGGCUUUGAUCGUUGUGGUGCCAAUGGUUCCUCUCAUACUCAUGGGCCUAUGGAUACUGACCAUUGGCAUUGCUACAGUGAUCUCCUGGCAAAGCAGCAACCCUCAUGUUGCAGAGCGUGCGGACGAUCUGGUCAUCAGGUUCGGUGCUGGCGGUGCCUGCUGUGCCAUGCUGGUGGCUAGCUUUGUUUCCGCGGCAUACCUCUUCGCUGGCAUCGUCACUGGCGGCCUUUGCAUGCACCUAGACACCAAUGUCAUCAGCUUGGUGACAGUGGUGAACUUCACCGAUGUGUCACAGUUCAAGUUCGACAUAGACCCAAUCCUGGAAGGCGCAGCAAAGUACUACGUCCUGGGCAGCCAGGAGAAUCCGAUGAUCUCCAUGAUCGAAGACGUGGAGCGGGACGCUGUGGCGCUCUACGGGGUCUAUGAGAAUGCCACUUGGGCAACGACGCCCGCGGAGAUGGUGUGCUCUGGCAUCAAGAAAUUGAAUGCCUCUGACGCUUUGACUGCCUGCUCCAAGUCCGUGCAAUUUGCACGUGAGCUUAUGUCUGCGAAAAACAUGUACCCCUACUACCAAACCUUCGCCCAUGAGCUGAUGUGCGACAAGAUGCUCCAUGGCAUGAAGCUGCUGAUCCUGUACACCAUCAUCGUGAGCAUGAUCUUGAUGCCUCUGGUGGCGCUUUGCGCCGACGUUGACUUGAGGAAGUGGGAGCGGUAUAAGAUGGACAAUUAUGAGGACCACUAUGACAUGUCGUAUGAGGCGCAGGAAGCGAGCCCCUUCCUGAAGAAUUCUCUGAACAUGAUGCAGGGCAUGCAGCAUGCAAUGCCCGGCAUGCAACAUGCGGGGAUGCAAUCCUCCCCAUCCCAAAUGAUGCAGGGGAUGCAAGCAGCAGCCCAGUCUCGGCAAAUGCAACUCUACAGCUAUUCCGGCAACGGUAACUGAUGUUUCUAACGUCAACUGGUGAUCCGUGUUGUUGAAGUGGGCCGGUGUGUGG